AUCCCUAUUAAAAUCACUCUCUUACUGUCUGUUUCUCUCUCUCACUCACUCAGUCUCUCUUACUCUCUGUCUUCCUGCUUUGUUCUACCCACCAUUUUCUCUCUCUAUAGUACUCAUGGCGAAGAUCAAGAUCGGAAUCAACGGUUUCGGAAGGAUCGGUCGUCUGGUUGCGAGAGUUGCUCUCCAGAGAGACGAUGUUGAACUCGUUGCUGUUAAUGAUCCCUUCAUCACCACUGAUUACAUGACAUACAUGUUCAAGUAUGACAGUGUCCAUGGCCAGUGGAAGCAUCAUGAUCUCAAGGUCAAGGACGACAAGACCCUUCUCUUUGGUGAGAAACCAGUUGCUGUUUUCGGAAUCAGGAAUCCUGAGGAAAUCCCAUGGGGUGAAACUGGAGCCGAGUUUGUUGUAGAGUCCACUGGAGUGUUCACUGACAAGGAAAAGGCUGCUGCCCACUUGAAGGGUGGAGCAAAGAAGGUGGUAAUUUCUGCCCCUAGCAAGGAUGCUCCCAUGUUUGUUGUUGGAGUUAAUGAGAAGGAAUACAAGCCUGAGCUCAACAUUGUAUCAAAUGCUAGUUGCACUACAAAUUGUCUUGCUCCUCUUGCCAAGGUCAUUAAUGAUAGGUUUGGCAUUGUUGAGGGUCUCAUGACCACUGUUCACUCCAUCACUGCUACUCAGAAGACUGUUGAUGGGCCAUCAAGCAAGGACUGGAGGGGUGGAAGAGCUGCUUCCUUCAACAUCAUUCCCAGCAGCACUGGAGCUGCCAAGGCUGUUGGGAAAGUGCUACCGUCACUGAAUGGUAAGUUGACUGGAAUGGCCUUCCGAGUUCCCACUGUGGACGUUUCUGUUGUUGACCUCACUGUAAGGCUAGAGAAGAAGGCAACCUAUGAGCAGAUCAAAGCUGCUAUCAAGGAGGAGUCAGAGGGAAAACUCAAGGGGAUUUUGGGCUACACCGAAGAUGAUGUGGUGUCCACAGACUUUAUUGGUGAUAGCAGGUCAAGCAUCUUUGAUGCCAAGGCUGGGAUUGCUUUGAACGAGAAUUUUGUGAAACUUGUCUCUUGGUAUGACAACGAAUGGGGUUACAGUUCACGAGUGAUUGACUUGAUUGUCCACAUUGCUUCUGUUUAAGGCUGAUGCUUGUCCAAUGAUAUCUGCAGGCGCCUUUUUUUAGUUAAUUAGGUUUUAUUGAGAGUUUAGAAUAAAUGAGACUGUCUAUCAUAUUGUAUGAUGAGACUAUCUGGGUGUGAUUUAAGUUGGUUAGUCAACUCCAUUUGGAUGUUUAGUAUGUGUCCUUUUUCCUUCUUGCAGAAAGGAAAAUUAACAUAACAGUUUCCACUAUUUCUAUGAUGAUUUUGGUACAAUAUAAGAAGUCAGAUGGUGUUUCUUGUAAUUAUUCACCAUUUUCUCUCUAGGCUUUCUUUUGUGUUUGUUUGAUGUGAUUAUGUAGAAGAAUGGGGAAUCAAUAGUAUGUAUUGCCUGAUCUCCAACCCAUCACAUUUAGGUGGGUAUUUUGGUCGGCAAAAUAUGUUGAGAUUAACCUUUUGUGUCAACUGUAUUCAAGUGAAAGUGAAGGUAGUGACCAAAUCAUAUUAGCGGGCUAGUAGAAAGAUGAGCGGGCUAGUAGAAAGAUGAGGGUGAGUCUUGGGGCAACUGCAAGGUCGCUUCAUUGUGAACUUGGAGAAGGUCACGGGAUAUGAAACACGAAAAUAACCUCUCAGCAUGAGCUUGCAGAGGCAAGGUCGUGGACAUUUAAUUUGCGGUGGACAUUUAACUCCCUCGAGACCUCACAAUGACAGGAUGUUCGUGCUUUGAAUGGUUAUUUCUUUGAAUUGUUGUAGCUGUAUGAUUGUCCAAUUUCAUGCAAUAAUCCAUUGCACAUGAAGAAACCAUUAAGAUGGGCUUCGUGCUGUCUCUAUCAAUAAU
Molecule: messenger RNA, 1921 nt
Organism: Cornus florida
Lineage: Eukaryota; Viridiplantae; Streptophyta; Magnoliopsida; Cornales; Cornaceae
Product: glyceraldehyde-3-phosphate dehydrogenase, cytosolic-like
Exons: 12
Coding region: 116-1126 (336 amino acids)
Biological process (GO): glucose metabolic process
Molecular function (GO): NAD binding; oxidoreductase activity, acting on the aldehyde or oxo group of donors, NAD or NADP as acceptor; NADP binding
Source: RefSeq, a predicted model, not a curated record